UAGAAUUUCUGGUAAGUUCUAUGAAAUUGAUUACUUUAAACGAACUGCGAGGUCAGUUAGUUUCUGGAAUUUACUUGAACGUGUCUUUGCUAUUAUAUAAAGCGAUAUUUUAUAAUAAAAGUAUCAUUUGAAAAUUUUAAAGAAAAUGGCUGUAGACAUAUCUCCAAAUAAAGAUCAAGGUGUUCUGAAAGAAAUAAUUAAAGAAGGUGUGGGAGAUGAAACUCCAUCACCUGGAAAUACUGUAAUAGUACAUUAUACAGGUACUUUAUUGGAUGGAACAAAGUUUGAUUCGAGCAAAGAUCGUAACGAACCAUUUCAGUUUGAACUUAAAAAAGGAAGUGUAAUUAAAGCAUGGGAUAUAGGAGUAGCUACUAUGAAAAAAGGUGAGGUUGCAAUAUUGACAUGUGCUCCUAAAUAUGCAUAUGGGAAAAACGGUAGCCCACCUAAAAUUCCUCCAGAUGCAACACUUAAGUUUGAGAUCGAAAUGAUUGAUUGGAAAGGAGAAGAUUUAAGUCCUGAAAAAAAUGGAAAUAUUGAAAGAUAUCAAAUUGUACAAGGAAAAGAUUACAUUACUCCGCAAGAAGGAGCUUUAGUAAAUGUACAUUUAGUAGGAAUGUAUAAUGGGAAAAUAUUUGAAGAUAGAGAUGUACAAUUCUCCCUCGGAGAAGGAGAAGAUUGUGGUGUUAUAGAAGGUGUAGAAAAAGCAUUGGAAAGCUUUAAAAGUGGAGAAAAAUCGAGGCUCAAGAUUAAAAGCAAAUAUGCAUUUAAAAACGUUGGAAAACCUGAAUUUGAUAUUCCACCGAACGCAACUGUAGAAUAUAUAGUAGAAUUAAAGAGCUUUGAAAAAGCUGUCGAAUCUUGGUCCUUGAAGAAUAAUCAACAAGUAGAACAAGCUAAAAUCUACAAAGAAAAGGGAACAAAUUAUUUCAAGGCAAAUAAGUAUAACUUGGCAAUUAAAAUGUACAAGAAAAUUACCUCAUUUUUAGAAUAUGAAGGUAGCUUUGAAGGGGAUCUGAAAACACAAAGAAAUGAUCUUAUGUUAUCAGCGCACUUAAAUUUGGCAUUAUGUUACUUAAAAAUGGAUCAAAAUGUUGAAGCAAAGGAUUCGUGUAACGAAGCUUUGAAACUAAGUCCACAAAAUGAAAAAGCUUUAUUCAGAAGAGGACAAGCAUAUCUUGCACUAGCAUCACCUGAAAUUGCAAUUAAAGAUUUUCAGGAAGUUUUAAAAGUAGAACCAAAAAAUACAGCAGCUGUGAAACAAAUCGGAAUUUGCAAUAAUUUUAUUAAAAAACAAUUAGCAAAAGAGAAAAAACUAUAUGCAAAUAUGUUUGAUAAAUUUGCCCAAGAGGAUAAGCAGAAGGAAGAGGAAAAGCUGCGGGAUCAACCAGAUGUGAUGUGUGGGGCCUUGGGUGAAUGGGGACAGGAAGAGCGACCAGGAGGUAGAGAUGCAACCGCCUUUGAAAAGGAGAAUCCUAAUAUACUUAUGCUCAAUGCUAAUGGUACUGACGAAUUUCAAAAUAUGUAAAAUAUUGACUAUUUCUAUACCCCAUUUCUUACACUGCCCCAGUUUUGACUGCCAACAAAAUGAAAUUCUGUUAACUAUUGGUUUGUAAUGCGUUUCAAAUAGCACUACUUCAAUAGCAUCAUAUAAAAAUGCA
Molecule: messenger RNA, 1658 nt
Organism: Frieseomelitta varia
Lineage: Eukaryota; Metazoa; Arthropoda; Insecta; Hymenoptera; Apidae
Gene: Fkbp59
Product: peptidyl-prolyl cis-trans isomerase FKBP4
Exons: 6
Coding region: 146-1525 (459 amino acids)
Molecular function (GO): peptidyl-prolyl cis-trans isomerase activity; protein binding
Source: RefSeq, a predicted model, not a curated record